Molecule: messenger RNA, 1615 nt
Organism: Bactrocera tryoni
Lineage: Eukaryota; Metazoa; Arthropoda; Insecta; Diptera; Tephritidae
Product: oxysterol-binding protein-related protein 1
Exons: 9
Coding region: 186-1526 (446 amino acids)
Cellular component (GO): intracellular membrane-bounded organelle; cytosol; membrane
Molecular function (GO): sterol binding
Source: RefSeq, a predicted model, not a curated record
AGUUCUACGUCACUAUUAUCUUGAAGAAAGUUGGGUUGAAAUUUAGUUUACAUCCGUAUGUGAAUCUAAAGUAUCGAUUUAGCAGCUCAAUUUUUUAAAUUUAUAAAUACAAACGUAAUAGAUUGAUUUAGUCGAAUGUGUUAGAAAAAAGUGAAAUAGUAAAAUACCAAUAAAAAGAAAAUAAUAUGACUAACAACGGAUCCUUUAUUCAAAGAACCUGUCUUCCUUCUGAGAUGCUACAAUGGAAUGAUAGAAAUAUUAUGUCAGUUUUGAAAAAUUGCCUGGGAAAAGAGUUGAGUAAAGUAACGAUGCCUGUUACUUUAAAUGAGCCAUUAAGCUUUUUGCAAAGGAUAUGCGAAUAUAUGGAGUACGCCGAAAUAUUAAAUAAAGCCAAUAAGGAGGAAGAUCCUGCUGACCGAAUGAAGCUCGUUGCAACUUUCGCUGUGUCGGCGUUAGCAUCAAACUGGGAACGUGUUGGAAAACCAUUCAAUCCGCUUUUGGGAGAAACGUAUGAACUGCAAAGCAAUGAUUUCAAAAUUUUAUGCGAACAAGUAUCACAUCACCCACCGAUUUCUGCUUUUCAUGCCGAAUCUUCUAACUACAAGUUCUAUGGAUCGAUUAACCCAAAAAUAAAGUUCAUGGGAAAGAGUAUAAAUAUCCAGCCCAAAGGAGUGGUUACUGUUGAACUAACCAGAUGGAACGAGGCCUACUCGUGGAGUAACGUUAACUGCUGUGUACAUAAUGUAGUUGUAGGUAAACUAUGGAUUGAACAGCUUGGGACAAUGGAAAUAAAGAAUCAUUCGAAUGGUUACCGCGCCAUUUUGGACUUUAAAGAAGCCAGUUCUUCCAAAGAGGCUAACACAGUGCUUGGAAUUGUUGAAGAUGAUGAAAAAAAAGUAAGAUAUAGGUUAUUUGGAAAAUGGAACGAUUUUCUUAAAUGUGCAUCAGAAGAAGACUACCAACUCUGUAUGCAGCAAAAAAACGUUAACGAAUCAAUGUCAUCCCAUGACCGAAACUCCAGGAAAUUAUUUUCAAAAUUGAACAGUUUUAAAAUGCCAUCAUUUUUAGGCGCGAACAUUCAAGAUGAUCUAGUUGGAACAUCAGAGCUUAAGUCUUUAAGUCUGAACGAAGAUGCUGAUAUAUCUUCUGAAAUUAAAUCAGCUUUAUUGUGGAAAUGUAAAGAGCGACCUGCUUAUAGCUCAAAGUAUUAUCAUUUUACAGACUUCGCGAUGCAGCUUAAUGCUAUCAACCCAAUUGCAACGCAUCCUUUGUGUAACACCGAUUCAAGACUGCGGCCAGAUAUACGAUAUCUCGAAGAAGGUGAUGUAACAGCCGCAUCAGCUCAAAAAAACAGAUUGGAAGAAAAACAGCGUGGUGCGGAACUAUCACGGAAAGGACAAAAUAAUGACCCAUGGCAGCCCCGAUGGUUCAAAUUCGAUGUCAAUCCUUUAACAAAACAUGAAGAUUGGAUGUACACUGGAGGUUAUUGGGAAAGAAGCCAUGAAACUACAUCCCAAAUUUUUUAAUGAAAUUUGUAAAAUUGUGUACUUGUACUUGUGUAAAACUGUUACGAUCAAAUAAAACUUGUUUUGUUUAAAAUAAAUUAAAGGACAGA